This is a messenger RNA of Oryza sativa Japonica Group (Japanese rice), 3614 nucleotides long. The record is from RefSeq and is a predicted model, not a curated record. NCBI's taxonomy places the organism in Eukaryota, Viridiplantae, Streptophyta, Magnoliopsida, Poales, Poaceae.
UACUUAUUUAUUGGAAAAAUUAGACAUGUUGUUAGCUUUUGAAGUAUUGGUAUUGCAAUGGUAAUUACAUAUUAUUUUCAAGUAAUUAAUGUUUAUGCAUGGGUUUAAAAUUGUAGAUGGAUAGAUUGGUCCGGCUUCAUUAUGGUGGUUGUGUGGUAGAUGAAAGUACACAUGGAAGCCAAUUUGAGGGAAUGACAGUUAGACAAUUAGUGUUUUUUGCGAAGCCUACCUUUGAGGAGUUAAUGUCUCGCAUCAAGCAUGAAUUGGAUUGGAAUGAUGAGUCGGUUGGUAUGCAAGGGAGAUACGAUGUGGGCGGCGGUGUCAUGUCACAUAAAUUUAUGUUAGACUUGAAUGGAGAGAUCGAAUGGCAAACAUAUAUAGAUAUAGUAUUGGGGUCACAUUUCAAAUCUCUUGAGGUGUUUGCAUGGAAGAAAGAUGGUAGGAUAGGGAAGAAAGAACUUAUAGAAUCACCCAUUAGCUGUCACGAACUGUCGGAGAGGUGUAGUAGGAAGGAAGAAUUGAUUGAGGAAGACGUGGAGGGGGGCGAGGGAGUAAAUGAUAUGGCGGAUGUGGAGGUCAGGGAAGAGAAUGACCCGGUAAGGGAGGAAGUACAUGCAGAGGAGAAUGUGCCGUUAAGGGAAGAAGUACAUGCAGAGGACAAUGUGCCGUUAAGGGAGGAAGUUAAUGUGGAGGAGAAUGUGCCGGUAAGAGAGGAAGGAGAUGUUGAGGAUGGUCGGGAGGUAGGAGAUGAUGUGGAGUUGCCUGAGGAAGAAGCGAAUGGUAAGAAUGUAAGUAUGGGCCUAAGGGAGUUGGCUAGGCUGAAAUUCUAUACCCGAGAGGAGUGUGAGGAGGCUAUGAUACGCAGUGGAUUGAACCCAGGCUGGUUGGAGUAUGAUACAGAGGAUGAAUUGGAUGAGUCCGCUUCCGACUCCGAUGAUGAUCGUCCAGUGCGUAAGAUGUCAGAGCAUGAAAGGACUGUGUUUGCGAAACUGGUGGGUAGAAACCCGGAAAUAACACAAUUCGAGGAUCUUACCAGAUCUGGGCUAGCAAUUGCUGAUGGGGAUCCACAAUAUGACGGUGCCUUCGAACCAAUGUGUGAUGAACCAAGGAAGGGGUUGGAGUUUCGAUCGAUGGAUGAUCUGAAAAUAUGGCUACAGAGUUAUUCUAUCCGUGUCCACCGGCCGUACCAUGUGAAGGAAUCUAAUGCGUCAGUAAAGUAUACUGUGGCUUGUCUCGAUCGCCAUUGCAAAUGGCAGAUUAAUGCAAGGAAGAGUGGAGGAGAUAGGUGGCGGGUGACUAGGGUGGGCGAAGACCACACAUGCUGUAGUGCGGAAGUAACCGGCAAGCAUUUGCAACUUACUUCAAGGUUUAUUGGAAACAGGUUACAGGCAUUUGUGCGAGCUGAACCAACUUUAUCUCCAGCAGCGAUUGUCGAGGCAGUUGAGCAAAUAUGGCACUAUCGGCCUACGUAUGGCAAAGCAUGGCGUGCUAAGCAAGUUGCUAUGAAGGUCAUUUGGGGAGAUUGGGACGAGGCGUAUGUUCGCUUGCCUACACUGAUGCGUGCCAUCAAAGCAAAGAACCCUACCAUGCAUUUCCGUGUUGAGGCUCAUCCCGAGAAGUCCAGGAUGGUGGAUGGAGUACAGAGGCGAGUAUUUGGACGUGCAUAUUGGAUAUUUGGCCAGUCCAUAGAAGCAUUCAAGCACUUGAGGCCGGUGCUAGCAAUUGAUGGCACUUUCUUAACCGGUAAAUACCAAGGUACAUUGCUCACGGCAAUAGGGGUCGACGCCGGGUUACAUCUUGUUCCCUUAGCGUUUGCUCUGGUAGAGAAGGAGAAUACAUCCAACUGGGAGUGGUUCAUCAACAUGUUGAGAAACAAGUUGAUCGGUCCUAAUAGAGAAGUGUGUAUAAUUUCUGAUAGACACCCUGGCAUUUUUUCAAUUACUAAUGAUUCCAUUUUCAUUUGCAGGAUGGAGCACUUUCCGGGGUUGGAGGAUUUCUACGAGGAGAAGCACCGGGCCCCACAGAUUGCCAGCGGAGAGCGCUUGAAGACCCUUCGAGUCAGAGGUCACACGGCGCACAUACUGUUCGACGACUGGUACGUCCCGUACCUACGGCGGGCGAAGCUCUUGGCGUUCGUGACCAUGGCGCAGCGACCGGUGCCUCUGUACAACGCCGCUGCUCUGACGGCCCUAGUGGACCGGUGGCGUCCAGAGACACACACCUUCCACCUACCGUGCGGGGAGCUGACGGUCACUCUGGAGGACGUCACCAUGAUCCUGGGUCUUCCUAUCCGGGGUCAGGCGGUCACAGGUGACACAGCGUCGGGGAACUGGAGGGAGAGGGUCGAGGAGUACCUUGGUCUGGAGCCUCCAGUGGCACCUGAUGGUCAGAGGCAGACGAAGACAUCAGGGGUUCCUUUGAGUUGGUUGCGAGCCAACUUCGGUCAGUGUCCCGCUGAGGCAGACGAGGCUACAGUACAGCGAUACUGCAGGGCGUACGUGCUGUACAUCUUCGGCAGUAUUCUGUUCCCUGACUCUGGUGGAGACAUGGCUUCUUGGAUGUGGCUGCCGUUGCUCGCGGACUGGGAUGAGGCGGGUACCUUCAGCUGGGGGUCGGCUGCCCUAGCCUGGUUGUAUCGGCAACUCUGUGAUGCUUGCCGAAGGCAAGGCGGGGACGCGAACCUAGCAGGCUGUGUUUGGUUGCUACAGGUUUGGAUGUGGAUGAGGCUUCCAGUUGGUCGGCCCAUGUGGAGGACCCAUCAGGCUUGGCCGCACCAGGAUGCAGACCGACGUCCCACUGUAGCUCACCUGUGGGAAUCGGUCCCAUCUCCAGUAGUAGGCCGCAGGAAUUUGGCGUACUACCACUACACAAACGAGAUGGACUACCUACAGCCAGAACAUGUGGUGUGGAUGCCAUAUCAGGCACAGGAAGUGCUCGAGCUAGAACUAAAUCCCAUGUGCCAUAUAGAGGAUGCGUUGAAGACCCUACGGUGCCCACUGAUCUGCUUCUAUGCAGUGGAGUUCCAGAUGUGCCACCGCGUGAUGCGGCAAUUCGGGAGGCUUCAAACAAUCCCGCACCGUUUCUCCACGAGUAUCGACCUACACAAGGUGGACCGUCGGAAGAACAAGAAGGUGACUGAUUGGGCUUACUACCAUCAGGAUCAUAUCACGCAAUGGGAGAAGUUCGAGGAGAAUGGAGUACCAGACCAGGGUCAGCACAACGGGACGGAGUUCGACUUGUACUUGGCGUGGCUCCACAGGACCUACCGUCUUGUCCUACGUCCGGCUUGGACACUAGCCGACAUAGCGGAUGACCCCGAGGAUGUUGAGGAGCAGAACGAGUACGAUACUCGUACCCGUCUAGGUACCACGGUCGAGACGGGACCUGUUCGCGACAGAGUGGCUCGAGAGCUCUUGCGGACCGUCAACGACGCGGGAGUGGCGCUAGGCACGGCUCCUGGCUCCGAAGGAGAGGGCGGCACCCUCCGCAACGCCCUACAGAGACUACGGCAGCAAUGUCGGAAGUUGGCAGCAAGGCUCGGCUGCAGGUCGACUGAUGUGGUCGAACAUGCUCAUGCCCACCAAGAGGGGGAUGAAGAAGGGGAGUUUUGCUAA